AGAAGGGCGAGGUUCCACCCCUGGAUAUAUGAGACCCUCAGGAACAGGCUCCAGAAGAGUGUCUUAGGAGCAUCUUCUAAGUCUCAUUCCACCAUGAAGCUUACCACCACCUUCCUAGUGUUCUCUGUGGCUCUGCUCAGCGACUCUGGUGUUGCUUUCUUCGUGAACUCGGUGGUCAAACCUGUGGCAGAACCUGUGGCUGCCCUUGCCCCAGCUGCGGAGGCUGUGGCCGGGGCUGUGCCUAGCCUACCAUUAAGCCAUUCGAGCAUCCUGAGGUUCAUCCUGGCCAGCCUGGGCAUUCCGGUGGAUCCCCUUAUAAAGGGCUCCAGCAAGUGUGUCACUGAGCUGGGCCCUGAGGCUGUGGGGGCUGUGAAGACACUGCUGGGAGCCCUGACAGCAUUUGGUUGAGGUGAACCUGGAAGGACUCUGCCUGACAAGAUGUACUCUUCAAUGAAAGAUGGAAAUCCUACUGCUCACAACUUCCCUCUGCCUUAAUAAACAUGGCCAGCGUA
Peromyscus leucopus (white-footed mouse) is the source of this 512-nucleotide messenger RNA. RefSeq names its product secretoglobin family 3A member 1 (gene Scgb3a1). The coding region runs from base 94 to 408 and encodes 104 amino acids. Lineage: Eukaryota; Metazoa; Chordata; Mammalia; Rodentia; Cricetidae. Gene Ontology annotation, biological process: positive regulation of myoblast fusion. The transcript has 3 exons. The record is from RefSeq and is a predicted model, not a curated record.